Cyanistes caeruleus (blue tit) is the source of this 7935-nucleotide messenger RNA. It is a transcript of the gene USPL1, whose product is annotated as ubiquitin specific peptidase like 1. Gene Ontology annotation, cellular component: Cajal body. Gene Ontology annotation, molecular function: SUMO binding. Gene Ontology annotation, biological process: protein desumoylation; Cajal body organization. The record is from RefSeq and is a predicted model, not a curated record. Lineage: Eukaryota; Metazoa; Chordata; Aves; Passeriformes; Paridae.
AUGAAGAAAACAAAACUUGUAAGGUGAUAUUUUUAAAAAAGGCUAUUUUUAAAUGUCCGUUUAGCCUUAAAAAAAGGAGGUAUUCUCUUCACUGUAGUGUAAUCACUGUUGUUGCCUGCUUUUUGCAGUUUGCAACUGAUUCUAAUUCAUAAGGUACUGUUUCACAAGGUACAGUUGUUAUAAAAAAGGCACAGGUCCCUUUAUCCAUAGAAUUGUUUGAUGUGAUGGUUUGGGCUGGGAGGGACCUUUAAAGAUCAUUUAGUUCCAAUCCCCCCUGCUGUGGGCAGGGAUGCCUUCCCCUAGACCCGCUUCUUCUAAGAAAUGUCCCACCUGACCUUGAACAUUUCCAAUGAUGAGACAUCCACAGCUUCCUUGAACAACCUCUCCCAGUGUCUUGCCAUUCUGAUUGUAGAGAAUUGUAGAGAAUUUCUUCCUUUAAUCCAAUCUAAAUCUGCCCUCUUUAAAUUUAAAACCACUGCACAUUGUACCAUUAUUCCAGAUCCCAGUAAAAGGUCUCUAUCUCCUCCUCAUAAGCCUUUUUUAAGUACUGAAAGGCUGCAGUAAGGUCUCCCCAGAGCCUGCUUUUCUCCAGGCUGAGCAAUCCUAGCUCUCACAGCCUUUCCUUGUAGGAGAGGUGCUCUGAACUCACUCCAGCAGGUCCACAUCAUUACUUAGUUCCCAGCACAUCAGGUGGAGUUUCACCAGAGCAGACUGGAGGAGCAGAAUCCAGAUCCCACAAUCUGUGUCUCUUUGCAUGAAGACAAUAAACAGUAUUUGCCUCAGUAUGGGCCCUUGAGGGACACCAUUUGUCACUGGUUUGUGCUUAGUACAUUGAGCUGCAGCUGUUUGGAUGUGGCUAUCCAGCCAGUUCCUUAGGCUGUUCUAUUUCAAACCCAUAUGUCUCUAAUGCUUCAUCUUUUCCUUAUUUUCUAUCUUCUGCCCUCCCUAGGUCAUUGGAAUUUUCACAGACCAAUUUAAUUCCCUGGAAUAGCAGAAAAACUCAUGCUUUACUAAGUUUUCUGCUGUUUUGUGAGUUCAUUUAGUUAAUGAAAAGUCUGAUGAGGACAUGAGCUGUCAGGGAAAGUGGGGGGAAAGGAAAUAAAAGAGAAAAGUGAUGCCCCUGUUCUGCAGCAGCAAGCUGUUAGAUCAACUCCUCUACUGAAGGAAGUGUAGCAACAGCAUAAUGAUACUUCAGUCACAUUCAUACCAUAUUUUGCAUCAUAUUUUUCAAUAUUCAGAUGUAAAGAAGGAUUAAUUGUUUGGAACAUGACCUAGUAAGGUUGAAUGUGCGUUCCUGUGAACUUUUCCGUCUGUAAUGCAGUUAUUGCAUGUGGCUACAAUGAGUUGUUGCAGUACUUGAUGCAGCAGUCUUUUACUUGGCUGUUUUCCUUGGCAGUGUUGAUCUGAUGCCCAGUGUUUGUACAUUGUGCAGAGAUCACCAAUACCUUCCUGUAAUGUUAGAAACUUUAGAAGAGUACAGGCAGGCCUCUUGGUACCACUCUGCAUAUCUAGUACUGGCAAACCUAUUUUAUUUGCUCCUUGUAUUUGUCUUUGAACUAAAAGGAUAAUUAAUUUUUAAAAAGUGUUAUUGUAUUUGUAAUAGAAAUAAAAGUAUUUCAGUAUUGUGGUACUGUUGGCUGGGUGAUUAUAGCUGGGAGAGGUAUUGUACAUCUCAGAACAUCUUACAUAUCUCAGUAUUUAAACUUUAAAAAGAACAGCAGAAGUAACAGAAAUGGAAUACAACUAAAUAAAUACGUUUUACAAAACCAAGGGGCAUGCUUAAAAGGGAAUAACUUGCAGGGCCUUAGUGUUACGAUUAUGAGUGUGUGUUGAAUUUUUGUGGUGAGAAACUUCUCAGGAGUUUCUGUCAUAUGAUCUGGUUUUUAUUUAUUCUGGAGAGCUGAUACUGCUUCAUGCCAAGGAAUUGACUAAAGUCCUGUGAAAAAUAAUGUAUUUUAGUAUAAUAUGUCCUAUGUGAAAGGUUGUUAUCUGUACUGCUUGUACAAAUUGUAUAAAACAAGUCAACUUCCUGGCUAGACUAAAUGCAUGAUAACAGAGUUUAGUUGCAGUGUGAUAGUGGUGUUGCUGUUGUGUGAAAGUCAGGAUGCUUGUCUUUCCUUUAUACUCCAACAAGCUUGUACACCUUGAGCUAAUUCAUUAAUUUUCACCUUGCAUGAGCCCUGGACCGUGUUGUUUCUUGUGCACUCUAGAACAUUACUUUGAAAGCUAAAUGUGCUCUAAGGCACAUGGAUUGAUACUUUUAUGUUCUUGCCUUCUGUUACAGCUGUUAGUUUCAUCAGUCAGGGACUACUGUCUCUACAUGCUGAUAAUUCUGAAAAGUGCUGCUGGACACACUGAAAGUAUCAAUAGGAUAUUAUCUCAUUUUGACCCACUCUUAAGUUGCUGUGAGGGUCUGACUUGAAAUCUGAGUGGUUGUGUUUUUCUGUUGUGCUUUUUUAAUUCAUGCUCUGUUGGUUGUUAGCAUUCCACGCAGUUCUGUAGAGUCUCUCCUUGCCAAAUAUUCUAAGUAGGUUUAGGUUGAACUAGUGUUUACACUAGUCUCAAGAAUGCCUGGAGAAUUUUUUUUUUUUUUUUUUUUUGGAAGAAGUUGUUGCUGUACUGUGUAAAAGGGUUUAAAGGACAUCAUGGUGUGGGAGAUAGUGUUUUUCAGUGAAGUAAUGAAAAGGGAACAGUUAUGGCUGAAGGAAAGAUACUACAUUGAUGACUUUGCAAUUCAACAACUUCCUCAUGCAUCUUGAAGAGAUAUAUAUUUAUUCUAGUUAGACUCAAGUCAACAGGAGCAGGAUUGGGUCCCUAUAGUUCUUAAUUUAAAGUUUUGAAUUCACAGUCCACACUACAACAAAAAAAGUAUUUUCAGUUUAGGAAAUACUCUUCUGAAUUAAUUUCCAGAAGUCACACAAGCUGCAUUGUUGUUGUUUUUUUUUUUUCACAAACUUCACUCUAAUUUUUCUUUAAUUGUUUUAUUCACUUCUUAUUUUUCAGGCGUCUUUGAAAAAUCCUUAGUGGUCAUGACAUUGUUACAAGUGACAUAAAUUAGCCAGUGGCUCAGAAUGAUGGAUACCCAGAAGACUACAAAUGGUUUGCAAGUGAUUGGAGAAGGGACUGGUAUAGGGAAAUCGACACUCCACAUGGUGGGGUAUUUGGGAAAAAACUGUUAUCCUUUGGAAACAACUGCACAUGAAUGUUGUCCAGUCUGCAAAGAGAAGGGUCAGAUCCAAGGUUUACGGACUUACCGCCUUAAUUUUCAAGAGUCCAUUUUCCUUUGUGAAAAUCCUCAGUGUAUCUACCCACUUGGUUAUAAACCAUUAAACAGCAUAAUUACUUCUACUGGUUCAAAAAAUCAUCAAGUUCCAACUACUCACAAGAAAAGGAAAUUGGGUGAUACCAGUGACUUUUCUGCUGUUGAAUCAGAUCCAAAAAAAGCAAGAACUAACAAUGUACUCGAUGUUGGACACACCAUUAAUGCAGACUCCGUUGUGAAAGGCUAUCAGAAUAAUUUGUGUAUUCCCAAGCCAAGCCUGCAUGAUGUAUUAUUACAAAAUGACCAGCAAAACGCUGGCAAGCAUGUGGGGUCCUGCAUGCCGAAGGUGGAUUUUGAAAAAAACACCAAGACCGACAACUACCAAGAAAGUCCACCAAAGACUUAUAGUCCCAAAACACAACUGUUGCCAAAUUCUGAGCUUUUAUCAACAGCAUCUGAAAUUUCACUCAAAGAGGAUAAAGGUUCCACUAAUAACAGAGACUUACAUCUUCAGUGGAGAAACAUACGUAAUCUUUGUUGGUUAGAUUGUAUUUUGUCAGCUCUGGUACACUUAGAAACAUUAAAAUCUGCUGUAGCAGAAGAAUAUAAAGAUGGAAAAUGUUUACUCCAGAAACUCUUAACAAAGUAUAAUCAAGCAUCUAUUCUUCUGAAUACCUGUAAAAGGAGUAAAGUAAAAGAUGUUCUUCCUAAAGCAGAAUCUCAGCUCAAUGAAAUCAGAAACAUCAUGUUUACAGAAAUUCAGCCUCAGCUGAGGUGUGAAUUGGGCAAUAUGGAGAAUCCAGUGUCUGCACUUCAGUUACUCUUACAAGUAGAUCAACAAGCUGAGAAACUGUUCUUGCAUUCAUUUUCAUGGAAGUCUGAAUGUGUACGUUGUGGCCACAAACAUCAGGACCAAUUGAAGAAAACACUAACAACAUUUACAAAUGUAAUCCCUGACUGGCAUCCACUUAAUGCUGUUCAUAUUGGACCAUGUAAUAACUGUGGUAAUACAUCUCAAAGACGACAGAUGGUCUUGGAAAAACUACCCUCAAUAUUAACAUUACAUUUUAUGGAAGGCUUGCCACAUAAUAACUUGGAGAAAUAUUCAUUCCAAUUGGAGGAAGACACCUACCAAAUAACAUCUGUUGUUCAGUACCAAACAGAUAAGAAGCACUUCAUAAGCUGGUCUUUGAAUCCUGAUGGCACUUGGCUUGAAUGUGAUGAUUUAAAGGGUCCAUAUUGCAAGAGACGUCAAAGAUUUGAAGUUCCUCCUUCAGAGAUUCAUAUUGUUAUCUGGGAAAAGAAAGCAUCCCCUGUGCCAGAAGUGAAUUCACAGUUCCAAAGUAAAAAUAGUGAAGAUUUUCCUCUUAAUAAUGUACAUUCAAAUUCCAGAGUGUUGCAUUGUGGUUUUGAUAACACUGUCGGCAAAGCACCUGCAGAACACCACAAAGAGGAUUCUGUGAGGACUCCAGAGAAGAAGCAGCAGCAAGUAGCUGAGGACAAAAGUAUUGUUCAUCAUGGUUUAGAAAAUCUGGCAGAUGGUGAUCUUGUAAAACUGGUGCUUGAAGAAGAUCUAGCUGCUUCUGAAGAUAAAUCACUGCCUAACGGAUGGAUGGUGGGAAAUAACCUUCUUGAUGGAUGGGGCACACCACAACAGCAGGAACCAGCUUUUUCACUUAGCACUCCAUAUAAAGGAGAGUUUGCUGGAACUAGUCUAACUAUGAGCAAUAAAUCCAUGUUAUGUGAAAAUUCCAGUAUUUGUUUACCUCUAGGUGAGUUGAACCCAGUAAAUAUUACUCCUCCUGUGCCUAUAAAACACGACCCUGAUUCAUCAGACUUCUCACCUUCUCAAUUAAAUGACAGUUCUAAUUUAGCUAACAGAGAACAUGGAUUAAGUUCAGAACUAAUGCUAAACAAGAAGUUGUUAGCAAUGGAAAAUACUAUACAAAAAUCACCUGACUUGAAAGGUGCAAGCAAAACGGUAGUUAAUUCUCAAGUUGGCAGUUCUUCUGGUGCCAGUAAUUCAGUCCAGCCCUCACACAAAGACCAAAGAGGAGGAUUUGUAGGAAGCUGGGUAAAGAAAUUAUUAAUCAAGAAUACUUCUUUCAUGCCUUCAAGUGCCUCAGCUCUCAAGAAUGAGAGAAGUUGCAAAACUCCCUCAGUGCAAAAAAUAAGUAAAGUUCGGCUGCCAGUUAAGGGCGCAAGUAACUUUGGUGGAUUUCAAAGCAGAGAUACAAAGAAAACAACGGAGACCCCAAAGUUACUGGCUCCUCAGAGUAAUAAUACUCAUCCUUUAUCAAAUUUCAAAGGAUUUUCUCAAAACACUUGUCUUCCAACAGCAAAUCAUACCACUGUUGUAGGUCCAACUCGGAAUAAGUCAGAAAGUACAUUGGGUACCUCAGGUAAAGUGACUCAGUUCCCUUCACCUGGCUAUAAUUCUGGUAAGGCAGAAGAGUCAGACAGUGACAAAACAAAAAAACUUCGCCUAAAAUUAUUAAAAAAACUUAAUGCUAAAAAGAAGAAGUUGGCUUCACUGGAUAAAUUAGCAGUGGAACAGAUGAAACGGGAAAAACCUGUGAGUGGAGACGUAAGCGCCCCAUCGCAGACUGAACCUCAAAAUGAGAGUGAAUUAUUGCAGAGCUUUUUAAGGGAGCUUCCGUGUCAGAUUGAUGUCACAGGGAAUGGAUCUGAAUUUAAUGCAAACACUGUGCCAGGGUGCCCUGGCCAUGAUAACACCGAUGAAAUACUGGCAGAAUUACUGUCCCCUUCUUUGACUGCCGCUUCCUUGGAGGCUCCAAAGAGCGAAGACGAGUGUAUGUACAUGGAAAUGGUGCACAGCAGCGUGGCAACCACCACGUCCCAUGAGGACACCAGUGUGCCACAGGCAGCAGUGACAAGUGAGGACCACAAUUACUACAGUCCUGUAAAGGACACUAAUUCGGAGCUUGAGGCAAUAAACAAACACUGUGUGAAAAAACUUUCUUUUGAAAGUCCUAUGAGAGAAGAUAUUCUCGAAGACCUGUUCUCAAUUUCAGCACCAAGCUCCAUGGCAGGUGACAUAGAUUUACCUCAUUUUGAUGAAACUCUGUUUGAAACUUGGUAAAUACCGAGUUUCUUGGGUUUAAGUAUUUUUUCAGUAUUAUGUAUGUUUUGAAACAAAGCACUACUAAAUUAUAUUUUAUAACUAUAAUUGCACACUGGCUGUACUUGAACGAUUUACAUUUGAGGUAUUUUUUCUUAAUAUUUAUUGUAACAAGCAAAUCAGGGUUUGAUGAAUUUUAUUUUUCUAAGAAGCAGUUAUCUUAGCUGUCAGAUAUGAUGGUGAUUUUUAAUUAAAAGCUCCUGUAAGUCUUAAUUUUUGCUGCUUUUAACAUAAAAAACUUAUAUACUCCAGUGAGUUGGAAAAAUAAUGAAGUUCUGUAGUCUUGAUGAUGUAAUGGUGUAAGAAAUACUACUUCUGUAGUAGUGAUUUUUACAGGACCACUCAACUCCUGAAGUUACUUUGUCCAACAUUUAAAAAAGAAAUUUAAAGUACCUUCUGUAAUUAAGGAAUUUUGCAUCCUCUGAUAUGAAGAUCAUUUGUAACAUAAACUUGAGGCUGGCAUUCUGCUAGGCUGGCCUUCAACUCCUUACAGUAUUACAGUUCUAUAAGCUCAUGCUGAUGUAUACACCCCUUGGAUCCAAGAAAAGAUGGAUACAUGGUAAAAAUUUCCCUAUUUAAAGUUACAGCACCUACUGAGCUUUCAUCCUGGGUAACUGUGAAUAUAACUUGGUAGAAUAUCUUCUGAGCCGGGUUAUUUUUUUAAGUAGAAUUAGUAAGAUUUGGUCCAGAGUUUGCAUCACUAAGAUUAUCAGAUGUACCCAUUAGUUUUUCAUAGCUGCAAAAAACAUGUAAUAAAAGAAAGGUUUCUCAGAAUUAAUUUGAGUGUAAGUUAAUGCCUAUUACUGUUGUCACUUGGAGUUUUUCAUGACUCAGGCACUGCACCCCCGACCGUAUGUGAGGUGCCAAGGAGAGGCAAGGUCAGUAGGAAGAAAGUAAUGGAAAAAUGUGGCAAGGCAGCAGUGAGUAAGCAGAGGAUUCACACCUUGGUGUUUCUGGAUUUGUAUAGCUUUCAUGUUGCUGAUCUGGAGUCGUUUUUAAAUGCAUAGACACAAAGCUGAGGGUAUUAGAUAGAUAGAUUAGAUGUACAUUUUUCUUGUUCUUGAAAAUAAGAAGGAUUUUAUCAGCAGAUCUUUAUAUCAGGCAUUUUUAGAGGUGUUCUGCAUUUUUUUCGUUGUUUUAGAACCCAAGUUCAAAACAUUAAAUAUUCAGUCUUACUUUUCCAGCAGGUGCAGUUGAACAUAAUACUAUUACAUGGCAUGGCUACAGAUUCUAAUGUUUUUGGAUUGUUUGAAGUAGGUUUAAAAAGUGUUUGAAAAACUAACAGUGGCCCUGAACUCGCUGUAAUAACUUAUUUCUGCUGCAGUUUGGUACAUUGUUAUCAAACUGGUACUUCAGGCAGUGAAUGUUUUAAUUUUUGAAAUUUAAGUUAUUGUGAAGAACUUAAGCUUCCUUGUUUUAAAUACUGUAAUUGGUAAUGUUACAAUAGAAAACAAAUCAAUUCUGAAUGUUAAGGGCUAGUGUACUGCUUGUGAAAUGUUUACCCAUUUGUGAAUUCCCUAAUUAAAAAAAA